Molecule: messenger RNA, 1241 nt
Organism: Aspergillus caelatus
Lineage: Eukaryota; Fungi; Ascomycota; Eurotiomycetes; Eurotiales; Aspergillaceae
Exons: 5
Coding region: 117-1208 (363 amino acids)
Molecular function (GO): oxidoreductase activity, acting on the CH-OH group of donors, NAD or NADP as acceptor
Source: RefSeq, a predicted model, not a curated record
GAGGAAGAAAGGUAGGUAAGGAAUGUUCCAUUCAACCACACAUACUUGGAAGUUUGUAAAUUCUUCACCAAGAAAGCCAUACACUAGUCGCCACAGAAUUCUGGUUUCUCAUACCUAUGCCCAAUAUGUCACACCUAGGAAGUGGUGAACAUGUGUUACUGACGGGCGCAAACGGAUUCGUCGCCUCCCAUAUCCUCGCUAUUUUGCUUGAGCGUGGAUACGCUGUAACUGCCACCGUGCGCUCCCAGAAUAAGGCGGACGAUAUCAUCAAAACCCACCCCUCGUGGAAGGGCAAGAUCAACUUUGCGAUCGUGUCGGAUUUCACCUCCCAGGGACCAUUCAAUGCCCUGUUCGAAGAUGUAAAAGUGCCCUUCACCUAUAUUAUCCACACAGCAUCUCCCCUGAACUUCAAUGUCAAGGAUAUCCAGAAGGAGAUGAUCGAGCCUGCCGUGAUGGGGACGACGCAAAUACUCGAGAGUGCCCACCACCACGGAGGAACAUCACUCAAACGAUUUGUCCUGCUAGGGAGUGCAGUUUCCGUCCUGAACUCCUUCGAGGAUAUGAGUCGCGAAGGACGCCCUUACACUGAGGAGGAUUGGAACCCAGUCACCGCGAAACAAGCCAUCGAGCGACAGGACACCGUUCUAGGCUAUAACGUCUCCAAAACCCAAGCCGAAGAUGCGGCGUGGAAGUUCAUGAAGACCAACACACCCGCAUUCGAUCUGGCCGUGAUCAAUCCAGACAUUAUCACGGGUCCUAUGAUUCAUCCAAUUUCCGGCCCAGGGUCAAUUAACGAGACCAAUCAUUUCGCGAUCGCGAGCUUUAUUGAUGGGACUAACCCGAAAGUCGAGGAUGUGCGGUUUCCAUUUUAUCACUUUGUCGAUGUUCGCGAUGUCGCAAGAAGCCACGUUGACGCCUUGACUAACCCUGCUGCUGGCGGCCGGCGGAUCCUGCUCAUCUCCGGCUUAAUUACGCCUCAGCUGGUCGUGAAUAUCAUUCGAAAGCAUUUUCCAGCACUGAGGGAAAAGGUCCCGGAGGGUAAGCCUGAGCAGGUUCUACCGGACGGUGUGCAUCCGACGGGAUGGGAUAUGCGGGUUAGCUUAGAUGUCUUGUCGAAGGGGACGGAUGAGGGACAGUGGAAAUAUAUUGAUUUGGAGAAGAGUGUUAGGGAUGCGGUGCAGAGUAUGGUUGACCACAAUGUUGUAUAAGCCUAGGUGUGUCUUGACGGUGCUUGUCUAAGC